UAUCCACACAGUUGAAUAAGCCUGACGCUUCUCGACUCUCAUUGGCUCAGACGGUCUCCAACUGCCCCUUUUUUCCAAAGCGAGCCUUUCAUUGGCUUAUAGAGCCGCCGGUCCUUUAAGGGGGAGUGCUUUGUGUGUUCGUGAGUUUUAUGAGGCAAGAGGACAGAGUUUUGAUUCCUUUCACUCACAGAAACAGAAGCAUAUCUUCUUCUCCUCUUCCCGAGACUCCAGCAAUGGCUCCUAAGAAAAGCACGAAUAAAAGCCACGGAAAAGCCAAAGAUGGCGUUAAACCCCCGUCAGCUAAUAGGAAUGGGAAGAAGGCAAGUUCCGGCAGCAGCAGCAACAGCAGCAGCUUCUUCAACUGGUUUAUCGUCCUGGCCCUGCUGGGAGUCUGGACAUCUGUGGCCGUAGUCUACUUCGACCUGGUCGACUAUCAGGGAGUCAUUGACAAAGCUAAGGGCAUUCAAAUUAAUCUGUCUGAGGCCUUGCAAGGUAAACUUGUGGCCUACGACACAGACGGCGAUGGUGAUUUUGACGUCGAGGACGCUAAAAUUCUGCUAGGACUGAAAGAGAGAGCCGCUGACGUCAUCACCCGUAGUGAAGAAGCUUCCGCCCCAGGGGAGACUCCUGAACCCACACCAGAGGAUAUUGUGGAGCCUGACCCUGAGCCUGUGGAUGAUGUGAUUGAAGCUGCUGUGGCAGAGGAAUUUACUGCUCCAGCACCAGAGCCUGAAGUGGCUGAACCUGAAGAAGAAGAACCUGAACCUGAACCUGAGGUGUUUGAGGAGGAUCCAGAGGUGCUGGAGGAGGAGCCUCCUGUUGUAGAAGAGGAUGUCCCAGAGGAGGAGGCUCCAGAGGAUGAGGCUGCUCCAGUUGAGGAGGAGGAGGAGGAGGAGGAGGAGGCGGCAGCAUCUCAAGAGGAGGUGCCUGUUGAGGAGGUAACGGAAGAACCCGCUGUGGAAGAGGAGGCUGCUCCUUCAGAGGAAGCUAUUGAGGUAGAAGCUGUUCCUACAGAGGAAGCUGUUGAGGAGGAGGCUGCUCCUGAAGAAGAAGCUGUAGAAGAGGCUGAAGAAGCUGAGGAGGAGGAAGCUGCUCCUGAAGAAGCUGUGGAGGUGGAGGCUGCUUCUGAAGAAGAAGCUGUAGAAGAGGAAGCUUUGGAGGUGGAGGCUGCUCCUGAAGAAGAAGCUGUGGAGGAGGAGGAAACCGUUCCUGAAGAAGAAGCUGUGGAGGAGGAGGAUACCGUUCCUGAAGAAGAAGCUGUGGAGGAGGAGGAAACUGUUCCCGAAGAAGAAGCUGUGAAGGAGGAGGAAAUUGUUCCUGAAGAAGCUGUGGAGGAAAUUGUUCCUGAAGAAGCUGUGGAGGAGGAGGAAACCGUUCCUGAAGAAGAAGCUGUGGAGGAGGAGGAAAUCGUUCCUGAAGAAGCUGUGGAGGAGGAAACCGUUCCUGAAGAAGCUGUGGAGGAGGAAAUCAUACCUGAAGAAGCUGUGGAGGUGAAGGCUACACCUGAAGAAGAAGAAGAAGAAGCUGUGGAGGAGCAGGCUGCACCUGAAGAAGAAGCUGUGGAGGAGGAGACUGCUUUAGAAGAAGAAAAAGAAGGAGCUGUGGACGAGGAGGCUGCUCCUGAAGAAGAAGCUGUGGAGGAGGAGACUGCUUUAGAAGAAGAAGAAGCUGUGGAGGAGGAGGCUGCACCAGAAGAAGAAGAAGAAGAAGAAGAAGCUGUGGAGGAGGAGGCUGCUCCAGAAGAAGAAGAAGCUGUAGAGGAGGAGGCUGCUCCAGAAGAAGAAGAAGCUGUGGAGGAGGAGGCUGCUCCAGAAGAAGAAGAAGCUGUGGAGGAGGAGGAGGCUGCUCCAGAAGAAGAAGAAGAAGCUGUGGAGGAACCUGUAGAGGAAGCAGAACAGCCAGAGGCUGCUCCAGAACCAGUGCAGGAUCAAACAGUCCCAGUCACAGACACAGAAGAAGUAGAACAAGAGGUAGAAGAGACAGUGGAAGAAGCAGCAGAAUUUGUUGAGUCACAGGAACCAAGUCAGGAUGAGCCCACAGAAACGUAGAGGCUGCUGCAGUCGUCGUGGUGACGGAGAAGGAGCCCACUGACGUUGCAUCAGCACCACCUGAGUGCACUCAGGACAAUGAUGCGUUUUUCCACCUCCAGAGAAAUUAUUGAGUCGUCAUGACAACCCCCCCCCCCACGACUUCCCACCUCUGUUUUCACAUCUGUACUUUUUUCAAAUUUUCUUUUCUUUUUUUUUUUUUUUUUUUUUUAAAUAAAGUGUCACAGGCCUCGUUCAGUCCUGGCUCUAACAUCCAUCACUGAGGUCUGACCACAAGCGGACAACAUUAAGUACCAACGUUCACACUAAGUUGUGUCCUGGGAACAUCUGCUGUGAUAGAUGUUCUUGGUCUGGCCACACGCCACCUCAUAAUGUCUUUGUGUUUUUGUCAGUCGACCUGUGAUGUGAUGACUCGGGAUUAUGUGGACACCAGAUCUGAACGAGGUCUUCGUUUGAGUAAAUGAAAAUGUUCAUACACCUUUUUUCUUCUUUUUUUUUUUUUAAAGACCACUUUUUCUUUUCUUCUCCAGUAGAGCACCCAAGGUUGUUAAGUUGUGUGUGUGUGUGUGUGUGUGUUAUGGUUAGAUGUCCAGGCCACAGGAAGUAGGGCUGUCACUUUUAUUUCUGAUAUUUUUUAGAACUUCAGGGUAGAAAGUUGAAACUUGAACCUUUUAAAACCUGUUUUUGUUCACAAUAUACAGCCUAGAAAACCCAUCACUCCAUCUGAAGUAAUUACGGCGUGGUCCAGCAGAGGGCAGAGUGAGUGCAGUAAGUUUGAAUUCAUCAGAGAAGCGGUGGAAAUGUUGUGUGUGGAAAUACUUUGUUGGGAACAAAUCUGCCCACUCACCUGUUAGCUUAGCUGUUAGCUCCACUGAGGUUAAGUGUCGGAAGCGGCUUAGGGAUGAGUCGUGAUCAACCUCGCGUGACUUAUGGUGCGUUCCAUUUACAUCGGAACUGGGACUGGCCCCGACUCGGAGGUGAUUUUGGUUUUUUUUGGACUCAACUGGAGCGUGGACAUACUGUAUCUCAGGCCUAGCUAUUGUUAGCUCUAAGCGGUACUUUAGUUCACUUGCUCUGACUUUUCAAGGUUGGAAAUCCAAUCUGAGGGGGCGCGUCCCAGUUCAAAUUUCGACUAGGAACUCUGAAAUUUAGGGUUAGGUACCAAAACAUGUCCUGUAAUAUUCUUUAACAUAGACUCCUAAAAGUGACGGCCCUAACCAGGGUCUUAUAUCAGUGUUAGCUGCGACAGUGAAGUCACGUGUUCCUGUGCGUUGAGGAGAGCCAGAGCUAAAUUUCGGUCGCCGAGUUAAAUACGAGCCGUGACUCACUCACAAACUUUGUCUCCUCUCUGUUCUGUUGGAAAUAUCCCGCGCCACCCUGUGGCCACUGAUCACUACACACCCUGACGCUGUGGUGUUUUUGUUUACGUAAACUGGGACUUGGAACUGGGAAAAAAAUGGACGCAAAUGUAUCUCGGGGCUAGCCAUUGUUAGCGAUACCAGUGGAUAUCGACGGUCUACGGGAUAUUUUUACGUACUCGGAACAUGUUUACGUUUGAAAAUGAAACCGUGCUACUACGUGUUUGACUGAUAAAGUUGCGGUGUUUGUAUGGUUCUUAGGCUUCAGUCUAAACAAAGCCUUGGAGACGUCCCCAUGUGGGGUUUGUUGAGGUUUCUCCUGAUCUCGGAAAUACCGAGUUCCUUCUGUAAAUGGAACGCACCAUUGGGGUUAGGAUUAAGUGGGUGUGGUUAGUGGUGGGAGUGUUUUGAGUGGCCACAGGCUGCACCUGGACACUACCUGGACUUAGACUGUUGUAGAUUCUAUGCAAAGCUGCUUGUCUCCUCCCUCUUCCUCAUCCCCCCUCUUCAUCACCCAGUCAGUUUAUUUACCACUCAGUAAGUGUCGACUCCAGGAUGAGCCAUGAGCAUCUUAAACUUGGUGUGUUGACAAAUCAUUUCUGUGAAAAGUUGAAUAUCAGGAUGUUGAACUGUUUUUUUCCUCUUUGUUUUUUUGUUAGUGUGUGUGUGUGUGUGUGUGUUAUUUUAAUGUUUCAUAUUUCAGACAUAACACCAGGAGCAUCCAACCAGAUGAUCAAAUAAGUUAAAAGUGAAGAAGUCGGGACAGUGUAGUGUUGUCAGUGCACACUGUGGUGUCAGGAUUCUUUGUUUUUAAAUUCACCAGCAGCACAUGGAGACAGACAUCAGACAGGAUAGAUGAAGCUUUUUUACCCUUCAUGUUUUAAUGGAACCUUCAGUGUGAAAUGUGUGUUCUGCUCCCACUGGUUCACUGUGGAAACCCACUCGCGUGGUUUUAUGUCGUUAAAUGUCUGUAUGAGUAUUUUAAAUGGUUGACGUUUGGUAGAAAAACGUGUGACGAAUGAUUCCAACUAGUGCGGCAACUAUUGAUUAUUUUAUAAUGGGUUUGAGUGUUGUUGAAGUUUUGAAGUUUUCAGCUUCUUAAGUGUGAAUAUUUUCUGGUUUCUUUGUGUCAUAGAAUAACCGACAUAUUAUUCAACAAAACUUUGGUUUGGUAAACGCUGAUUAACAUUUUUUGACAUUUAACGGACCAAACAAGCACUCAAUUUAUCGAGUUAUGAAAAUAUCAUACGAUGCAUCCCUGAUCGAUGAAUUCAAUUCAUAAAAUGUUCAUCUGUGUUUGGCAAACCUCAAAAUGAUUGUUUUCAUUAUUUUCAUUGUCACGUGGAGUAAAAGAAAGAAUGAAAUUCAUAUUUAAGAAGCUGAAUAUAAUAACAAAAACAAAACACUAUAAACUCCUAUCAAUUAUAAAGAUUAAUUUAGUAAUUGAUUAAUGGUUGCAGCAGAACAUGUGGACCAAGUGAAUAUUUUGGUAAAUAUAGGAAUGCAAGUCUGUAAAGAAACUGACAGUUGUAGGAAUAAUCACAACACUUCUUUUUUGUGUGUGUGUGAUAGUUUGGUCGUCACACGUCACGUGUGUUAACACUAGCUGGUCUUUUCUACUCCCUAACACUUUAUAAAGUCAAUGUGAAACGUUUUGUAACCUUAAAAAGAUUGCGCUUUUAGAUUUUUUUAAAAAAGGAAACAUUUUUAAUAAGAACGUUAGGGAAAAAUAUGACGUAAUUGUUUUUGUGAUUAACAAAGCCAUAAGAGAGGAAACGUGACAGCAGUGGUGUUUUUUCUUUACUAAUCUGAGAUCAGGAGUCAUGUUCACACAGACACUCUGCAGAGCCGACAUGAGCUCAAAGAUGCCGAGGAGGAGAAUUGUUGUGUUGUCCGUCGAGUUAAAGGUGUGCAGAUGUGACGCUGUCCUGCACGUGAUGUUCAUGCUGAUUAAAUUAUUGUGACUUUCUGAUGACGGUUGUUUGUAAAGCAAAAAAGAAAAAGGAAGCUUCGGAAGUGUCACAUCUUUCUGUAAAUGAUCUGUUUGGGGAGCUGAAAUAAAAAGGUUUAAGAAACAA
Molecule: messenger RNA, 5484 nt
Organism: Solea solea (common sole)
Lineage: Eukaryota; Metazoa; Chordata; Actinopteri; Pleuronectiformes; Soleidae
Gene: asph
Product: aspartate beta-hydroxylase
Exons: 12
Coding region: 150-2048 (632 amino acids)
Biological process (GO): peptidyl-aspartic acid hydroxylation
Cellular component (GO): membrane; endoplasmic reticulum
Molecular function (GO): peptidyl-aspartic acid 3-dioxygenase activity
Source: RefSeq, a predicted model, not a curated record